UUAAUGGUUUAUUGCUUCAUUUUAUAUGUUUAAAGGGUAUUGUAGCGUGUAAUUUCCUGUUCAAAUUAUGGAGGAAGUACCCCCUAGUCCUGAAGUGGUGAAACUGAAGAAGAUCCGCCGAAAAACAAGUUCCAAACGUCGCUCUCGGCUGUCAUUGAAUAAUGAUAGGGGCGCCGAAACGGAAAACGACUCGAUUUUGCUAAAGGAAUGUGAGCUGGACACAAUUAACUCUUUGGAAACUCGGGUAAGCAGUGUUAAUCUUCCUAUUGAUCCACCCGCGGAAAAAGGUCAUACAGAUCUCCUCUAUUUCGACGUUGAUACUGAACGGGUAGAGCAAGUUAAAGAUGAUCCACUCGCUUCCGCUGCAUUGCUAGAAAAGGCAAAUCAGCUUGAAUCCCGCAAUGGUCCUGGACCGUCGAAUGAGUUUCUAGCAAAUGUUAAAAACAAAUUUAUGAAAGUAAACGAGGUGUUAGAGUCAACUCCAGAGAAGUCUAGUGGUUCAGCUAUAGAUAGAAAUGAUCGUUUAAAUACCUCUAUACCAAAGAAAUCGAACUAUAGCUACACUCAAUUCGAUCUCGACACUCAAAUGAUGGGUAUCUGGGAUGCGGCAGAUAUGCUUGCUGAAGAUGGAAUGAAAGAUUGGAGCAGUCCCUUGAAGCAGCUAGUACAUGCUCCUAGUGAGGAACCGCACGGUUUGCGUCAAAAACCGAAGGAAAAUGUCACUUCUGAACAACAGACUACUUGGAAAAAAGAUCGCUGGAAGGAUAUAAGACAGUCCGCUUUCUCUCGUGAAUCUGUUAACGAAGUUUCAGAUAUACAGCGUUCAAUCGUUCCCACAAAUAACGUACUGAUUAAAAUUCAGCAAGAUUUCAGUGAAGGCGAAGAAAUUAAUAUGGCAGUUGAUUAUAGUAUAAUAAAGUCAACGCCGCUAAGGAAGCGUCUGUCUAAAAUACAAGAUUAUAUCGACAGUCCUCCGCAAACUGUUAAAAAGGCUAGCAUUCGAAGAACGUUCUCUAAACGAAAAGGCCCUGUUUCUAAACCUGUUGUAAUCCGUCGGUUGAGCUACGAAAGUGACGACUCAAGUGAAGCUAACCAUUUGCCGAGUGAAUUGAAUACAGUCUCAUCGGAUGAAGAAAUGCAAUCACUUGGAGAUCCUUCUGCAGAACAGCUUGUUGCUUCCAGUGUAACUCCAGAUAUAGACGAUAAUUUUAAUUCGAGCGUGUUUAUGAAAGCCAACAUUAAUCAACUGUCGCAAUUCUUCUCCCAGUCUUUGGUCGAUUCGAAUGAAAAACACAAACGAAACUCCGAAUCAUUGAAUAGAGAACCACCUUUCUAUGGAUUUCCAUCGUCCCCAACAACUCCAAUUUCUAUACGAUCAACAGAUGCUUGCUCGCCACAAACUUUGAAUAUAUCGUGGCUCUUUCGAGAAAGUACAGAUUCCGGAUCAGAGCUGGAAGAAGCCGAACAAAGUUGCAAGCCUUUCGAAACAUGUCCAACCCUUCAUACAAUGCUAGACGAUGAUGAAGACUUCUUGGUGCAAUUGACCACCUCACAAAAGAACCCUGGAGAUUUCUGUAAAAGUGUUCAUCAAACUGUUGAUGUCAAACCAGAAAUUCGGGCUACACCUAUCCAGCCAGUCGUAUUCACCGGUGGUUUCCAAACUGCUGGCGGUUCUGGGAUAAAAGUCUCAAAUGAUGCACUUUCGAAAGCACGAACCAUCUGGGAAGAAGAGGAGACAAAGUUUCAAAGUGCUUUGUGCGCAGAAGCAACUUUUUCUGGUUUCCAAAAUUCAGCUCAACAGCAAGACAAAGUGUUGGAUCAUUUAAAAGCUCAUUAUGGAAAAUUCAACGAAGGUGAAAGUUCUACAAACGGAAAAAUGUCUUCAAAUGGAUUUCAGACAGCGACCGGUAGGUCAAUAUCUGUUUCCGAAAAAUCGUUGGCCAAAGCAAAAACUAUGCUUCAAGAGAUGGACAAUGAAAUAUUGCAAGCAAAACCAACUUCAAAUGGAUUUCAAACAGCUGGUGGUAGAUCGAUUUCAGUUUCUGAACAUUCACUCGCCAAGGCAAAAAAUAUGCUUCUAGAGGUGGACAAUCCGGAAUGUUCGACUCAUCCUAAUGAAAUUGUGCCGAAACAAAAAUGCAAUCGAGUUUCACCCGUUUUUGGGAAUGCAUUAGAAAAUUCAAAAACACUCAAUGAAACAACUGGUAAUCAAUGUUUGGGUUUUCAAACUGCUCGUGGUAAUGCAGUGAAAGUAUCAGACGAAGCUUUAUCUAAAGCUCAAUAUGUGUUCCAACAGCUUGAGAAAGACGAUGAAAUGAGUAAAGGUCAACUGCAAAAUAUUCAUAUGAAUGGUUUUCAAACAGCGAAAGGUAAAUCUCUAACAGUUACUGAGCAUGGAAUGGCCAAAGCUCGUUCAAUUUUAGAUCAAAUUGAACUCGAAACUCACAUUAAUAUUAAACGAAGACGAGACUCGGACUGUUUAGAAGUGGAAACUCCUAUUAAAAAAUCCAGAUCUGAUCCAGAAACAUCGAUGAUCAAUAGGCAUCAAUUAAAAGAAUCUGUUGGAAAACCUUAUGAUAUAGAUAAUUUCUUUGGAGAUUUAGAUGAUCAAGACUUCCACCAACUCUUCUGUCCACCAGAAUCGGCCCCAAUCGAAGGCAAGCGCUCAUCUAGGCCAUCGAAACAAGUGUGCCUCGCUAAUCGAUUCGAUGAAUGUGAUCGCAUCAGUUCGGAUCCCAAAAAAUCUCCAUGGGAUGAUAGCUUUGGCGAAAUCGUUGCAAAACUAAGUCCUGAUCUAAACACCGAACUUAAACCAUCUUCCCAAACGCUGGAAACCCGCCGUCUGGCUCGCUUUAAUCAACUAAAAUAUAUACAAAACAAACCUGUUGAUGCGCGGCGGACAAGAAUAACUGAUUUUGUGCAGAAGAAACAGCUGCACAACCGUUGCACUCUAGAACAGUUUGUUGGUGGCUGUAAACCGAAUCCAGGAAAAAUUUCCGAUGAAGACGUCAAUCAGACAAAUUUUGUCACAGCAGAAAAUGCUGAAUAUUUGAAGUUCAAUAUGGUGGCUGUUUAUGGAAAAUCCCAGUGCGAAGAAAAUGUAGAUGGUUUUGCUGUUGGUGAAAGCGAGGAAACAGAAACACGUAUCCACCUCGAUGAUUCAUGUUCCGCGGGAGUAGCAGAAAUGAGUAAUGCUUUUCUCGCCCAUGCUGGCAUUGAUCCGGCGCUGGUUCCUGACGGAUGGAUUCUCAACUCUUGGAAAUGGAUUCUGGUGAAGCUAUCUUCAAUGGAGCGAAAUUUUUCUGACUUCUUUCGCGAAAUGAUUACCCCUCAAAAUGUGUUGGAUCAAUUACUGUACCGAUAUCAUGUGGAAAUUGAUUGCGCCAAACGGUCUGUGAUCAGGAAAAUAGUAGAAAAGGAUGAUAUUGCAGGCAAAAGAAUGGUUUUGUUUGUCUCUCGGGUGUUUCGUGGACAAAACCCUUCAGACAUAGAAAUAGAACUGUGCGAUGGAUGGUACCCUAUCAGAACGGUGCUUGAUUCUUAUCUUAUUCAAGCAGUUCUAAAUGGUAAAAUAUGUGUUGGCACAAAAUUAAUGACUCAAGGUGCAGAUCUUCUAAACUUAGCUGAAGCAUGUCCCCCACUGGAAGUGCCUUUGGAUGUGCGGUUGCGCAUCCAUGCAAACUCCACCCGAAGAGUAAAGUGGUCGACAAAGCUAGGGCUGUAUCGAGUUCCUGCCAGUUUUUACGUAUCGUGCAAUAAUAUUUUAGAACGAGGGGGUCUGGUUGUAUCGUUAGAAGUUGUCAUAGUAAGAGUUUACCCUUUGAUGUACGUUGAUAAAUCACAAAAGGAAUUGUUCGGCUCAGUUCUACGCUCGGAACGUGUUGAAAGAAAAAGAACUCUGGCUGAUGACACCAGUCAAUCAGAAAUAGUUCAAGGUUUGUUCAGUCAAAUUCAAAAGGAGGUCGAAGCUGAAAAAUGUAAUAAACGAAUAAGUUCGCUUUGUAGUAAAAUAUCAAAGUCUACUACCGUUGCUGAGCUAAUCGAGAUGAUGGAUGCUGGAAUGGAUUUAUCUGUUUUAGAAUUUGAGCUAUCAACAACCCAACGAGAAGCAGUAAUGAAUUAUCAACAACACAAGCAAGAAGAAAUUAGGAAUGAAAUAAACCGAAGAGUUAAGGAACGGAUGGCCGGACAAAACGGACUUAAGCGAAAAGUUGCUGCCUUGCUGAAAGUUCGAGUAAUGGAUGCUAGAAAGCCAGAAAAAGUUCUCUUACUGUCGAUUUGGCGACCUCCGGAAUAUCUAAGCGACAUCAUACAGGAAAAGAAAUUUUUGAAAAUUCAUAACGCUACUGCUAACGGUACUCGAAACGGCGAGAUACAAUUAACAACGGGAAAGAACAGUUCCUUCAGCAUGUUGAGUCCAACAAAAUACGAACUGCCUGUCGACCAAACUAGAAAACUGACCAAAAUAUCCGAGAUUGAUGUCUUCAGCUUCAAACCCUUAUUCAAUGAAUUUGAUACCAUCGGAGUGGUUGUUCAGAUUGGAGUUUUAGAGUCGAAAAAGUUCCAGCUAGUCUACUUUGCAGAUAGCGAGUCAAAUCUUCUGUGCGUUAAUUUUUGGUCUGGUAUCAAAGAAUACGCUUACGAAGACUUAAUUAAAGAACGCACUGUUCUGUGUAUUUCUAAUCUGCAAUGGCGGACAAUCAAUGCCUUGAGUGCCAUACCCAAUUCAUUUGCAACGGAAUAUACUACCUUUAGCGAGUGUUCAAAAUUGGAACAUUUUUCAGAAGAACUUACUCGCUUCCAGACAUUACUUAACGCACAGAACUUUGACACAUUUUACGAUAACUGUAGAAUGAAAAUAUUAGAAAUGAAAGAUAGAAAACUAUCUCGUCAAAGCAAUACUUUUACACCCGAUCAAAUCCAUCACAAUGGCAUUACUACACCCCUGCGGACGGUUUUGAAAAGUUACAAUUCGUUUGCAGGAACUCCCAAUGACUUUUCGCCGGGUGUUGGCCAACCAGUGAGCUUGCAGAAACGAAAGAUUGAACAACUGGCAGCUGCUUAUAAAAGUCCUCCAAAGUUAACGCCAAUAGUGAUGCGAAGCAAUCCGCGGGUUCGGAAGAGCUUCAGAAAUCCAGCCAGGCUGGAAGAUCGUAUGAACCGUGCCGAAUGUGAUGAUCAUUAGAAUCGACACGCUUGUUUUCGUUCCAUUAUUAAAUAGCUAUGUUAUAUAACAUUAAGUUGAAUUGUGGCAUUCGAUAAUAAAAAUGGAUGCGUAUUUCGUAAA
Molecule: messenger RNA, 5287 nt
Organism: Uranotaenia lowii
Lineage: Eukaryota; Metazoa; Arthropoda; Insecta; Diptera; Culicidae
Product: breast cancer type 2 susceptibility protein homolog
Exons: 6
Coding region: 68-5185 (1705 amino acids)
Biological process (GO): regulation of DNA-templated transcription; double-strand break repair via homologous recombination
Source: RefSeq, a predicted model, not a curated record